AACGUCAUGACGCCGUGAGACGACGAUGACGUUUGUUGCGUCAUCAGCUGCGUGGUGCUGAUUUGAAAUGUUUACAAACUGAACUCACCUCCACCUCCUCCUCCUCAUCCUCCUCCACCUCCUCCUCCUCCACCUCCUCCACCUCCGCCUCAUCUCGCAUGUUCAACAUCCUGCAUCAUCACGUCCAGGGAAACGAUGAAACCACGGGAAGUGAUAGGAAGCCUCGUUUACGUUUUUCUCAGUGCCCGGCUGGAUCAGCAAUGAGCAGGAGAAACAUGGAGGUGAACAAUGAGGAGUCCAGCAGUGACAGGGUUGAGCUGACGGUCGGGGUGAAGAGAUCCAAAAAAUCAAGAAUGCCACCCGAGCUUUCUUUGUGUUUCUGUGAGAACGGUGAAGCCUGCGUGCAUCAUCAUCAUCAUCGCAGCGAUGAUGAACACGAGGAUGAUUCUGACAAUAAUUACGGCCCCGGCACUGUUUACGCAAAAGUGGAGGCAUCACAAAGGGACGUCCAGCGUGGAAAGGACAAAGGGACUGCUGCAGCACAAACACAGAUGCCAAGCACAAAGCCCAAGGCCAGGACGCCGGUAGCAUGCAGGCGGCUGAUUGAUGGGAACGAGGCGGCCUCUCUCAGGGACCAAUCUCAUCAGCCGUUGGUAACAUUCGAAGGAGCUGUGACUUCUGCGAGCAGUGGAGCCUCUUCAGUCCGUGCAUCCAUCAAUGUGAAAGCUCCAGGAUCGGCUUCUCAACAGGAUGAAGCACAGAAAAUGAACAGGACGCUGUGCAACGACACCCGAGAGGAGAACAAAGUCCAGUACUCCAAAGAGCUUUUACUGCAGAUGGAGGAGAGAAAGCAACAGCUAGGACAGGAGAGAAGUCAAAAACUUGUCGAUGAACGAAAGCACAAUGAGGCCAUACACUCUUUCUGGGGGAUGCCAGGGAACGGUGCCCCAAACUACCACCUGGGCACAUCGAAAAGGACCAAAAGCCUUUCCGCCGCAGGGAUUUUACCCCAAGAUCAGAUCCGCGAUAAAUGGACUCAGGACCCCCCUCAACCGUCUGUGAAAUGAAGACCAUAGCAUCCCCGAGCCGAGACAUUCGAGAGCUACGGGUCAGUCGGUCAGAUAUUUGAAAUGGCGAAUUCUGAUGUUGAAAUACGAAACGAAAUAAACCGAAAGCAAAAGAACAAAACACGCAGAGUGUGAACGGUUUGAGGACACGGAACAAGUGAGCCUGUUUACAGCUGCAUGUGUUGCUACAUGAACAGGUGCCUGCAACAGCAACAUUUUCUACUCGGCAUACCAAGAAUGGACUCGUGGCCUCGGCUGAUUCACACCAGUGGACACGCUGACCUGCUUAUAAGGAGCAGUUUUGGGGUUUGUUGUCUUUGCUGUUCUGUUCAACUCUUUCAUAAAGGGGUGCUGAGUGACUAACUUGUAUAAGUUUAUAGCAGACGAGGCUGAAAUAUCCUGACACGCUGGAUCCUACAACUCCCAAAAUGCAACACAGCAGCAUCUUUCAUUAGACCCUCCCUACCUUUUAAAUGCCCACUUCUUUCAAACACUU
Molecule: messenger RNA, 1563 nt
Organism: Larimichthys crocea (large yellow croaker)
Lineage: Eukaryota; Metazoa; Chordata; Actinopteri; Sciaenidae
Exons: 11
Coding region: 159-1067 (302 amino acids)
Source: RefSeq, a predicted model, not a curated record